Chironomus riparius is the source of this 1268-nucleotide messenger RNA. Lineage: Eukaryota; Metazoa; Arthropoda; Insecta; Diptera; Chironomidae. The record is from the annotation of a GenBank genome assembly.
AAAAGGAGAACAAAAAUAAAAUAAAAAUAAAAUAAAAUUGUAAUAAUUGGGAUCUUUGUGAUAAUAUUGUUUAUCGCAUUAUUAAAUAAGAUAGCGUGGAAAAGCAAUAAUACUUGAGUGAAAAAUAUUCCACACAAAUUUUGUGCAUUCGUCAUCAAUUUGCCUUUAUUCAGCUUCAUCAAAAUAAGAAAUUUUAAAAAAAGAUAUUGUGCAAUAAACUUUUGUAACUCAAACACUCUUGUGGUGCAAAUUAUGCCAUUGUUUAAUAAAAAAACUACAAAAGCAAAUUCUCCAACGAAUGGAACGAUGACUAAUGGCCAAGAACAACAAUCACAGCAAUCUCAGCAAAUCAUUACAUCGCCAAUUAAACAGUCAUCACUUCCACCACCAAGCUUAGUCUUUCAUUGUCAACUUGCAAAUGGGUCCCCAACUGCAUUAAUUUGUGGAUUUUCGAGUGUCAAAGAGCUUUACCAGAAAAUUGCCGAAUGCUUUGACAUACAGCUCGAUGAAAUUAUUUUCUGUACUCUAAAUUCACACAAAGUGGAAAUGUCGAAAUUACUAGGAGGACAAAUAGGAUUGGAUGACUUUAUAUUUGCUCAUAGGAAAGGAAGGCCUAAAGAAAUUGAAAUUUUAAAAUCUGAAGACGCACUUGGUCUGACAAUCACUGAUAAUGGCGCUGGUUAUGCAUUCAUAAAACGAAUAAAAGAAGGAAGUGUAAUUGAUAAAAUACCACAUAUUCAAGUAGGUGAUCAUAUAGAAAAAUUAGACGGAGUGAGCGUUGUUGGCAAAAGACACUAUGAAGUUGCGAGACUUUUAAAGGAUAUUAAGACUGGAUCAACAUUUACGAUGCGUUUAGUUGAGCCACUUAAGUCAGGAUUUCAAACGAUUGCUCCAAGGAGUGCAGGAAAGCAAGGAAGUAAAAAAGGUUUUGGAACCGGCAAAGAAACAUUAAGAUUUAAAGCCAAUGGAAAUGUUUCCAUAGAAGAUGAGCAUGAUGAUGCAACACAAGCGGGAAUUGACGCUAUCAAUAUUUUAUUAGAUCAAUUCUUUGGAAUAAAUGAUAGUGAAUUGGCAGCUCAAAUUUGGGAUUUAGGUUCAAAUAAAACAAAUUCGAUGGAUUUUGCAGAGGCAAUAGAUAAUUCAGAUUUGGAAGCAUUUGGAUUUACUGAUGACUUCAUUAUUGAUUUAUGGGGGGCAGUAACAGAUGUACGAACAGGAAGAAUUAAAAGAUAAUUUUUGCAUUCAUGUUUUAUUAAUAAAAAUUUCAA